Ectocarpus siliculosus is the source of this 420-nucleotide messenger RNA. Lineage: Eukaryota; Phaeophyceae; Ectocarpales; Ectocarpaceae. The record is from the annotation of a GenBank genome assembly.
AUGAGACAUCCGAUAGAUAGGCUGCUGUCAGCCUUCUUCUAUUGUCCCGCCGACGGUGACGUGCAAGACAGGCCAACGAAGUGGUGCGGCUACGCGAACGACCCGCAGCCUGUGACAGAUCGACUGGUAGAGUUCGCCGAGUACGGCUGGAAGAACAAGGCGUUCAGGCAGAUGACCUUUGGCCUGUACUGCCCACCCAACGCCUUCUGCGAGCAGGCUGAGGGUAUCCUGGCCACCUACACGGCUGUGGGUAUCCUCGAGUACUGGGACCUGUCGAUGCAGCUCUUCAACGCGCGAGUGACAUCACCGGUAUGGGAUUGGGAGGACAUGGAGCAUUCCAACAGGGGGCAGCGAUCCGGAUUGCGCGACGAGGUAGACCCUGACUCUAACCCUCACCCUAACCCUACUCACUUACCCUAA